Perognathus longimembris pacificus (Pacific pocket mouse) is the source of this 1642-nucleotide messenger RNA. It is a transcript of the gene Cnmd, whose product is annotated as chondromodulin. The coding region runs from base 4 to 1017 and encodes 337 amino acids. Lineage: Eukaryota; Metazoa; Chordata; Mammalia; Rodentia; Heteromyidae. The transcript has 7 exons. The record is from RefSeq and is a predicted model, not a curated record. Gene Ontology annotation, biological process: negative regulation of angiogenesis; negative regulation of endothelial cell proliferation.
GCCAUGGCAGAGAACGACAAAGUUCCUAUCACCCUGGCGGGGCCUGACGACGUGGAGUUCGGCAGUCCCCCGGCGUACGCCACGGUGACCGUGCAGCCCUCCAGCCCCGCGCGGCUGCUCAAGGUGGGAGCCGUGGUGCUCAUUUCGGGGGCGGUGCUGCUGCUCUUCGGAGCCAUCGGGGCCUUCUACUUCUGGAAGGGAAGCGACAACCACAUUUACAAUGUCCAUUACACCAUGAGUAUCAAUGGGAAACUACAAGAUGGCUCAAUGGAAAUAGAUGCCAGAAACAACCUGGAGACCUUUAAAAUGGGAAGCGGAACUGAAGAAGCAAUUGAAGUUAAUGAUUUCCAGAAUGGCGUCACAGGAAUCCGCUUUGCUGGAGGAGAAAAGUGCUACAUCAAAGCGCAGGUGAAGGCUCGUGUUCCUGAGGUGGGCACCGUGACCAAGCAAAGCAUCGCUUCAGAACUGGAAGGCAAGAUCAUGCCAGUUAAAUAUGAAGAAAACUCUCUUAUCUGGGUGGCUGUCGACCAGCCAGUGAAGGACAACAGCUUCCUGAGUUCUAAAGUCCUGGAACUCUGUGGCAAUCUGCCUAUUUUCUGGCUUAAACCAAUGUAUCCAAAAGCAAUCUUUGUAGAGACCCAGAGAGAAAGAAGAGAAGUGGUAAGAAACAUCGUUCCUACUACCACAAGAAGACCACGCAACAGGCCACGGGGCAGCCCAGGCCCUGGAAGACUGAAUAAUGAAAGCAGACCUAGUGUUCAAGAGGACGCAGAGCCUUUCAAUCCAGAUAAUCCUUACCACCAGCAAGAAGGGGAAAGCAUGACAUUUGACCCAAGACUGGAUCAUGAAGGUAUCUGCUGCAUAGAAUGUAGGCGGAGCUACACCCACUGCCAGAAGAUCUGUGAACCCCUGGGGGGAUACUAUCCAUGGCCUUAUAAUUAUCAAGGUUGCCGUUCUGCCUGCAGAGUUAUCAUGCCUUGUAGCUGGUGGGUUGCCCGCAUCUUAGGCAUGGUGUAAAAUCAUUUCAUUUAUGAGGUUCUGUCAAGUAAGAAUUAACAAGAGUGUCAACCAAAGAAGCAUAAAGCAUGUUGAUGCUAAGGGACCACAAAGUAUUUUACACCCAACGUGAGCAAUGUUAUCCGAUACAUUUAACAGAUUUUCUGUUGCUUUCCAGAACUGUACCUAAGUACAAUGUACUGAAAGCAAUGUACUGAAAGGGUAGUUUGGUCUACAAUGACAAUAAUCCCUUCAUUUUUUUUGCUUUGCCUUGACAAUAAAGUCUUCCAAGUUAUGAAAUAAAUGUGGAGAAUGAUUUACAACUUCAGGUGAUUGUCAUGUCCAAAAUCUUUCUAGUUAUUCUGUUAUUUAUACAGAAUUCCUGUUGUUCUUAACCUUGUUAUUCCGUUUUGCUCAUGCCGCUGCCAUAAAUAUUCCAACAAAAAAGAAAAUAGGAUGCAUGAUAGGAUCCACCAGAAAGUAGACUCUAACUUCGUGACAUUAUAAAAAAUUCCUCAACUAUACUUUGCAAUGGCAUGUAGUUAAAUGGCAGCCCUCCAUUAAGAGUACUGAGGCUGGGAAUGUGGCUUAGUGGUAGAGCACUUGCCUAGCUAGCAUGCACGAAGCCCUUGUUCAAUUCCUCAGU